AUGAUUGAGACGUAUUAUAUUUUGGCGGUACUGAGCUUGCUGAGUGCUGUUAUCUGCGAUGACUCGCAAACAUCGCUUUAUGGUACAUGGUCGUCGAAGUCGAACCAGGUAUUUACAGGACCGGGAUUUUACGAUCCAGUGGAAGAGCUACUGAAAGAGCCUUCGCUUCCAGGACUGUCGUUCUCGUUCACUGACGACCAGCACUUCGAAGAGGCGAUAUACCAGGUGAAAGCGAACCCAAGAGAUCCCCAGUGUCCAAUAGCAGUUUUGAUUUACCAGCACGGAACUUACGAGCUUCAAGAUAACGGUACAUUGACGCUGAACCCCAUCGCAGUGGAUGGGAGACAGUUGUUAAGUGACCCUUGCAAUGAUAACGGGACCUCUGUGUAUUCUCGCUACAACCAAACCGAAGUCUACAAGUGGUUCACGGUGCAGGUCAACGAUUACCAUGGGGUCUACGAGUUGCAACUGUACCAGUCGGACGGCUCACCCAUGCAGCCACUGUACUUGGCCUACAGACCACCUAUGAUGCUGCCAACCGAGACAUUGAAUCCUACAAACACCGGUAGCGGGAGCCAGCCAUCGGGGUCGAAACAAAAACGGUCUUUGAGAAGCUUGGUGAGACGCGGACUUGAAAAUAGACAUAAGACAAACGCUGUGAAGCGCAAUGAGUCUUUUGUCAGUAGUGCAUGGUUUAAAUGGGGGUCUCUGGGCCUCAUCGGGGUGGGGUCAAUUGCGUUUAUCAUCACAUAG
Lachancea lanzarotensis is the source of this 753-nucleotide messenger RNA. It is a transcript of the gene ROT1, whose product is annotated as LALA0S02e08108g1_1. Lineage: Eukaryota; Fungi; Ascomycota; Saccharomycetes; Saccharomycetales; Saccharomycetaceae. The coding region runs from base 1 to 753 and encodes 250 amino acids. Gene Ontology annotation, cellular component: endoplasmic reticulum membrane; endoplasmic reticulum. The record is from RefSeq and is a predicted model, not a curated record. Gene Ontology annotation, biological process: 'de novo' protein folding; budding cell apical bud growth. The transcript has a single exon.